AUGGCGUUCGAGAUCGCGGAGCCGCUCCAGCCGUUCAUGGUGCGCGUCGCUCGGUCGUUCGCCCCCUCGCGCCCGCGUCGCGUCCGCGGUUCUCCCCGCCGCCCGCCCGCCCGCUCGUCGUCGUCGUCCGAUCAGAUCGCGCGCGAACUCACGCGCCCUCGCACGUUCCCGUCGUCGAUCCCUCCCCUCGCUCCAUCGCAGGGGCGCAAGGAGCGACGCCGAAGCAGCGCGGGAAAGAUGUUCCUCGGCGACCAUCUCAACCUCCGCGACGACCCGGACGUCGCGAAGCUCAUGGCGAAGCACGGCGAGCCGCCGUUCGUGAUGUUCAGCGAGUCCGUGUUGAAGAUCAACCGAAGGGGCGAGGCUGUCCCGCGGUCCAUGCUCGUGUGCGCGCGAUCCGUCUACCUCCUCGACGCGGACACCCGCCGCGUGCGAAGGAAGCUCCCGAUUCGCGAGCUGGGCGCGAUUCGAAUGUCCGAGCUGAGCGAUAACUUCAUCGCGCUGACGUACCCGGCGGAGUACGACGUGUUGUUGGUCUGCGCGAGGAAGAUAGAGGCGGUGGUCGCGAUACAAGACGCGCGCGCGGGCGGCGGCGGCGUCGACGGCGGCGGCGGCGGCGGCGUCGGCGGCGGCGGCGUCGUCGGCGCGGGCGGCGCCCCGCCCGCCGAGAUACCCGUGGAGAUAGGGAUGUCGUUCACGUAUCGCGCGGGCGCGGACGUCUUGAAGCGCGUGCGGUUCGAGAGGUUGGAGGACGGCGACGUGGACACGACGAUAGAGGACGAGCCGCGAUGA
Micromonas pusilla CCMP1545 is the source of this 792-nucleotide messenger RNA. RefSeq lists its product as uncharacterized. Lineage: Eukaryota; Viridiplantae; Chlorophyta; Mamiellophyceae; Mamiellales; Mamiellaceae. Gene Ontology annotation, cellular component: myosin complex. The record is from RefSeq and is a predicted model, not a curated record. Bases 1 to 792 code for a protein of 263 amino acids. Gene Ontology annotation, molecular function: cytoskeletal motor activity. The transcript has a single exon.